Messenger RNA from Perkinsus marinus ATCC 50983, 1479 nucleotides. RefSeq lists its product as hypothetical. Lineage: Eukaryota; Perkinsozoa; Perkinsida; Perkinsidae. Bases 1 to 1479 code for a protein of 492 amino acids. The record is from RefSeq and is a predicted model, not a curated record. The transcript has 11 exons.
AUGUCCGGGACUGUCUGGGCAUGCAGUGAUAAGUCGCAUCCUAUUACACACUGUGUGUCUAUAUUAUCGCCAUUCUGGCCAGAUGUCUGCUUUGAAGGUCUGGAAGAGGACAUUGAACAGUCGAUGGAAGGAGGUGGAGGAGGGGGAUCACCAGGAGACAGCAAUAACGGUGAUGAGGUCUCUGUGGAGGAGGAUGAAUAUAUGAAGCACGUAUCUCGUCGAAACAGAAAGAUGGAGCGGUAUCUCUUCGGGCGGAACCCCACGGACGACAAAAUGCUGCGAGAAGUACAUUUGGGCAGGGCCAGGCUUGUGCCGGACCCUACGCUGAUAUGUCGGGUAUCGGGGAGUAGUGAGUGGAAGGAGGAGAGGAUUGCAGAGGAUAAUUAUAAGGUUGAUGGUAUUGGGCCCAUGGAUGGAAUUCCUAAAUCGCUAUCACUCCUGUCUGAGGCUGAACAGUCCUUCGCCUCGGCAACCAAUGACCUCUUACAGAAUAUUCCCGCUGGGGGCUUGGCGACGAUAUAUCAACUGCUGGACUUGGUUGCCAAUGACCAACAUGGUAGAAUAGCCCUUCUAUUGAUAGCGCGCUUCGUGCAGUCAACAGUUGACAGAUUCGUUGGUAUUGGGGGAAUCGGAUCCAUCCCUCUCCGCUACAUGCGCCUUAUGGCCUUUCUUGCCCGAGGCAGCGUACUGCUAUCUGCUGCUGCUGCUCAUCAUCAUCAUCCUCUCCAGCAGACCAAGGACGAAGAUGGCAGUGCCAUCAUCACUGAUGAGCGGUUCCAAGUGUACUCCUCUCAGUCUACGGUACUCACCAUCAUCAUCAUGUUGCGUGUCGACAGGUCACUAUGUUCACUUGUUGGGAGUCUAGCAAGACUAGCUUUGGACACAUCCUUGCCACAGUCGAUGGCUCAGAGUGCUCAGGGAGGAGGUUAUCCAAUGUCCCCAAUCCUGCCACCGAGAGGUUCCCAGACUCCUAGUGCCGCUCUAGGAGGGAUUCCCAGACAACAACAACAGCAACAACAACAUGGUGGGGUCGCCGCAGCAGUGUGUGACACUCUUCAAUUGGUGAGCUUCCGAGAUAUGUGUAGUAAAUGCUUCAAAGAGUGUUCCCCCUUGGUGAAAACCAUGGCCUCAAAGUUGACCCAACAUGUCGAUCUAUGUGUGGAGGACAGAUGGCGAACGAUAAGGAAGAAGAAGAAGAGUGCCACCACCCGUGCAGACCUGAUGGCAUUGGUGAGUAUCAUGAGUCUAGUGAAGGAAGAGAACCUCCAGGCUGGGGAUCUUUGCUCUCAGUGGUUGGAGAUGGCUGAUAACACAGGUGAGAAGAGUAGUUCUCCACCAGACGUGUCGGAAUACGAGCGAGAGUUAAGUCUAGUUUACUUGGAGCAAAAAGCUAAACUAUCCGACUACUUCUUGGCCACGAGCCUCAUACGAGAGAGGAUGGGCAUCGGCGAUGAUCGUUUUAAUGCUUCUUUUCUCUGA